CGGGCUUAAUCGGCCAUUCAUGGCUCUCUUCGUGUAUCUCCGUCAAUGUUCGUGUUGGUUCGCGCGUAUGACAACGCGAUUGGACGCAGUCAUGCGUGGUCAUGCGAUCGAGUUCGUCAAUCGAAGAACUGUCAUUAUCAGGUUAAAUUGUAUUCGUGUCGAUUCGUACGAUCUGGAGAUCUGUAAGUCCACGAAGAAGCUUUUAAAGCAGCUCAGCUGGUUCCUAUCGAUCACGAGCUCGUGGUUCAACAUGUCGAACCCUUCAGAGCGAGUCAAUUACAUACAAGACAGCAGCAGUGAUACAGAAACUGAUUACAAAGAGAUUGAUGGAAGAGGAAGGCAUCGUUUGUACAAAAAUAGACUGAGUUGUGGUGGCUCGUCGAAGCCGAAAUCGUGUCUGGUACAGAGGGACGGCAGCAGCGAUCGGCAUUGUCAUUCUUUCAAUUCCGGCAGAAAUUCGCAGAGCACGAUUCUUACAAAUCACCAUAACAGGAUUCGCACGAAUAUUGGCAUCACCAAACAGACUCAGAGUCAGAGUCAAAGCAGCAACAGGGACAACGCCAUAUCAGGAGGAUCGGCAAUAUUAGGAUCUACUACCGGAGUCAGCAAUCAACCAACCAGCGACGAAAGAAUCACUCUCAUUGUCGAUAACACUAGAUUUAUUGUUGAUCCAGCUUUGUUCACGGCGCACCCCAACACAAUGUUGGGUCGCAUGUUCAGCUCGGGAGUAGAAUAUGCCCAGCCUAAUGAACGCGGUGAGUAUGAGGUCGCCGAUGGCAUCUCUGCCAUGGUUUUUCGCGCCAUCUUAGAAUACUAUAAGGGCGGAGUAAUUCGAUGUCCUCCGACUGUAAGUGUUCAAGAACUGCGAGAGGCCUGCGAUUAUCUGCUAGUGCCCUUUGAUGCUAGCACGGUGAAGUGCCAAAAUCUCAGAGGACUACUGCACGAAUUGUCGAAUGAAGGCGCGCGAUGUCAGUUUGAGGUGUUCUUGGAGGAUCUAAUUUUACCGUUGAUGGUGAAUAGCGCGCGACGUGGCGACCGUGAAUGCCACAUUGUCGUCUUGCUUGAGGAUGACGUAGUCGAUUGGGACGAAGAAUAUCCUCCCCAAAUGGGCGAAGAAUAUUCUCAAACUGUCAAUAGUACGGCAAUGUAUCGCUUCUUCAAGUAUAUCGAGAAUCGGGACGUGGCGAAGCAAGUGAUGAAAGAACGCGGUUUGAAAAAAAUUCGCCUAGGUAUUGAGGGCUACCCGACCUAUAAAGAGAAAGUGAAGAAACGUGCCGGUGGUCGCGCCGAGGUCAUUUACAACUAUGUUCAACGACCCUUUAUCCAUAUGUCAUGGGAGAAAGAAGAGGCCAAGAGCCGUCACGUUGAUUUUCAGUGUGUUAAAUCCAAGUCAGUGACAAACCUCGCUGAAGCUACGGCUGAUCCUGUUUUGGAUGCCGCUGGAAAUCCUAUGCUUCUUCAAGUUGCUGAGGGAGCAGUUCCUCAACCAGAAGUAGUUGGACUUCCUAUGGGUUCGGAUGCUGAUGUGGAUGGACCCAUGGGAUCUGGCGAUCAAGAUUUAGGCCCGCUACCAUCUGAUGAAUUACCGUGAAAAGUGGAAAUAGACUAAAGUAAGAUUUAAAGAUUCUAAAGAAGAUUCUAAGGAAAUUCUCUUAAAAAGCUUUUGAAGAAAAUUUUGAAGAACAUAUAAAAAAGCUUUAAAGAAGAUUUUGAAAAUGGUCGAGAAGAGACCUCCAAAGAAAAUAUUGAAAAGAUGCUUAUGGAAGACCAUGAAGAUGAUUUUGAAAAGAAGAUUGAAGAAGAAUUUAACAACAAUUCUUGAAGAGGAUUAUGUUUGACUCUGCCAACUUUGAAGAUUCUGCAAUGCAUUGAAUAUUGAAGAAACAGAUACAUUAAACUUUAAAAAUUGGAAUGCAUUGGAUCCUGAAGACUUUGUAAUACAUUGGAUUUUGAAAAUACUCAUCCUAAAGAUUUUGCAAGAUGUCUUUAUCUUGAAACUUGAAGAAGAGGAAGUAAAUCAUUUAUUUGAGGUAAUUUUUAUAUUUUUGAUCACAGAGCCCAUAUAAUUUCAUAUAAAGAAAAUCAUUUAAAUUAAACGAGAAAAUAAACUUGAUUGUUCUAAUCUGCGUGGCCAAGACUCAAUUUUUUUAUUUUAUUAAUAAGUAAACUUUUUAUUUCUUAUAAACUUAUUAUUUCUGAGCGUUUGAUAUACGUGAUCUUUAUAUACAUGAUUUUAUGGUUAAAAAAACUGAUUAAUAUCAAAAAAGUUAACAUGCAUUGCAAUCUGCAUGAUUCAAUGUAUCACUUUUACUUUAAGAUUUUUCAUUUUCGAGAUUGGUAUGAUCUCAUUGAAAAAAGAUUUAUCGUUAUAGAAAGAAGAAAUAUUUGUAAUUGAUGAUAAUAAUACGAAUAUAAUUGUUUUCUUUCUUUUUUUACUAUAUGUGGCUUUUUGGGAUAUAUUGUAUAUGAUCACGUUUAAAAAAAAAAAGACUCAUUAAGAUUAAAGAUAAAUUUCUUCGUUUAGCGCCUCUCUUGUGAUAUAGUUCUUCUAGAUUAUGUUUAAUCACAUCAAUAUGAAGGUAUAAACUGGUGUUAUUCUUUUUCUCUUUCUUGCGGUUUUUGCAAUUUUGUAACAUAUAAAACAUUUAGAUUUACAAUCUUGUACUAAGCGAAUACGCUAUAUAUGAUCGAUGUAUUAUUAUCGAAUCUUCUAUUACCAGCCCGUUUUCACUACCUUUCCCAUUUUAUACCAUUAUAAUAAAGUUGAAUACGAUUUGUCAAUAAAUAAA
Messenger RNA from Cataglyphis hispanica, 2789 nucleotides. Its product is annotated as BTB/POZ domain-containing protein KCTD20. Gene Ontology annotation, cellular component: cytoplasm. Bases 20 to 1591 code for a protein of 523 amino acids. The transcript has 7 exons. Gene Ontology annotation, biological process: positive regulation of phosphorylation. The record is from RefSeq and is a predicted model, not a curated record. Gene Ontology annotation, molecular function: protein binding. NCBI's taxonomy places the organism in Eukaryota, Metazoa, Arthropoda, Insecta, Hymenoptera, Formicidae.